Messenger RNA from Rhea pennata, 2684 nucleotides. RefSeq names its product calcium responsive transcription factor (gene CARF). Gene Ontology annotation, biological process: regulation of transcription by RNA polymerase II. Bases 105 to 2033 code for a protein of 642 amino acids. The record is from RefSeq and is a predicted model, not a curated record. Gene Ontology annotation, cellular component: nucleus. Gene Ontology annotation, molecular function: DNA-binding transcription factor activity, RNA polymerase II-specific; RNA polymerase II cis-regulatory region sequence-specific DNA binding. Lineage: Eukaryota; Metazoa; Chordata; Aves; Rheiformes; Rheidae. The transcript has 16 exons.
GUAGAACAGGGGAGUCAAAAAGAGAUGAUUAAAUUUUUAAGAAAUUACAACUAAGGAUUAAAGUACAUUCUACUGGUUUUCCUCUGUGAAAGCAUCUAACCUACAUGGAUUCCAGCGAACCAUCGUUUGGACAGAGUGACUCUUCCACAGCCUUGCCGAUCACAAUGAUUGUUGCCAGCCAUUCAGAAAAUGGACAGGUGCUGCACGUCAUUCCUUCUGCCCAGCCAGGAAUGGCCCAAGUGAUUAUUCCUCAAGGGCAGCUUCUGGAUGUAACCAGCACACAGGAUGUUUCAGAAGAGAAGUGCAGUGAUGGGAACUUGCAGAUGGUAGCAGUGGCUGCUGUAGGAGACAGUACAAGCAGUUACAAUCUACAUCCACAUGCAUCCCUCUCUAUAUCGAAAAGAAACACCACCAGGCUAGUGGAAGAUCCCUUUCCCAUCCCUGUACAGCCAUUGUCCCCAAAUACACCUCCAUGGGCACGCCGUCUCAGGAACUGUGAGAAAAUUGGGGACUCGUACCGCGGCUAUUGUGUGAGCGAGACAGAAUUAGAGAGUGUUCUAACGCUACACAAGCAGCAAACACAAAGUGUGUGGGGGACACGCCAGUCUCCAAGCCCAGCCAAACCCGCCACACGGUUGAUGUGGAAAUCUCAGUAUGUCCCAUAUGAUGGGAUCCCAUUUGUCAAUGCAGGAAGUAGAGCCAUUGUAAUGGAAUGCCAGUAUGGGCCAAGGAGGAAAGGUUUCCAGCCCAAAAAAGCUGGUGAGCCAGAAGGUGCCUCUGGCCAUCUGUACAAAGCCACUUGUCCAGCAAGGAUCUAUAUUAAGAAGGUUCAAAAGUUUCCAGAGUAUAGAGUUCCCACUGACCCUAAAAUUGACAAGAAAAUCAUAAGAAUGGAGCAGGAAAAAGCAUUCAACAUGCUGAAGAAGAACUUGAUAGAUGCUGGAGGUGUCCUCAGGUGGUAUGUACAGUUACCCACUCAGCAAGCCCACCAGUAUCAUGAAAUGGAAACUUUGUGCCCUCCUUCUUCACCUUCCCAUUUUCCUAUGCCUUCUCCAGAGGAAGAGGAAGAAGUUGUUAGAGAUGAGAACUGUACUUUGCCUUCUCGACUUCAUCCUCAAGUAGCAGACAAGAUCCGAGAACUGGUGUCUCAGGGAAUAGAACAGGUCUAUGCAGUGAGGAAGCAACUAAGAAAGUAUGUGGAAAGAGAAUUAUUCAAACCUGAUGAAGUGCCAGAGAGGCAUAACCUGUCAUUCUUCCCUACUGUGAAUGACAUCAAGAACCACAUUCAUGAAGUGCAAAAGUCCCUGAGGAGUGGGGAGAUGGUGUAUAACUCGGAAAGCAUACCAGCAACGCUGCAGUGGACCACAGACAGCGGGAAUGUUCUGACAGAAACAGUGACUGUUACGUUUGCCUCACCACCUUCAGAUGGGAUUUCACCAGUGGAGUCAGUCAUCACCAAAGCAGAAUACAACCAGAGCGGGGAGUCUUUGCUACCAGAGACAGCUCAGCUUUUGUCUUCACUCUCUUCAUUUCAGCCCAAGAUAUUUGCGCAACUUCAGGGAUUACAGCUGCAGUCAACUUUUACUUCCACAAAUGGAUCAACAACCCUGAUAGCUGUAAAUAACCAUUCCCCUCCCAGCCCUGCAAGUCUCUUGGAUUCCAUAGGGAGUGCAAUAACCAACCAACUUAGUCAGGAAAACAGUCUGCAAGUGAGUGCUGGCCUAACACACCAUAGCACUGCAGGCUCUGCUUUUGUGCAUCCGCCUGGCUCUGAGCAGAGUCUGGUCACCAUGGGCCAGCUGGUAGCAGUUGGAGGGGUGGAUGACCCCAGAAGCCUAGAAAGAGGAGUCCAUCAGAUUCUCUUGGGAGAUGUGCAGACUAUUCCAGUACGGAUCAUGGAUGGCCAUCCACUUAAUGAAGAAAAUCCAGAAGGUAUUAUCUGUGUGAGCCAUGUUAAACAAGAAGCCAGAGAAAAAGCGUUGUCUGUGGAGACAGAUAAAAUCAGAGACUGCCAGAGUUCUUCACCUAUUUGAAUCUCUUAAAACUGUAAGGAUUUUUCGAAUCAGAGAACUCAAAAUGUCUUGGAAAGGAAGAUGGAUACUCUCAAAGUUGUGCCAUUCUUUUUAAAAGGCACUGUGACAUUCAGACUAGGCAUAUAUUACACAAAUUCUGAUGGACAGCUGCUUUGAUAUACAGUUGAUAUGGUUCAGUGCCAGUUUCAGGUCAUUCACCUCCCAUCUGGAAUUCCACCUUUUUUUUUUUUUUUUUUUUUUUUUUUAAUUUCAGAUUUUGAGUAGUUUGAAUGAUAUCCAGAUGUCCCAUUUUGUUGGCGUUUCUGAAGGUCUUCCACAAUUAAAUCCUUUAGCUUUAGAAUGUGGAUCUAAAUACUGGUUUUGCUUAUCUUCUUGAGGCCCUCAACUGUUACAGUGCUCCAAAGACCAUAGAGUCUGCCAGAUCUGAGACCGCAGAAUCCAAUAACAAAGUGCUUUAACACAGCAAUACUUCUGUGACCAAACGAAGGUCCGAGAUGCUACAUUUCAAAGGUGAUGAGGGAAGAAGAAAAUGCAACUUUGACCUGGUCAUAAUGUUAAUGAUGUGAAGAUCAAGGAAAGGAGAAAGGUCAGAAGCUAUCCAGUAGGUCUAUCCAACAAGCAGCAACUAAGAAGUUCUACAAGCUUGCAAGG